AUGUCAGAUUUUGUACUUGUUGAAUCGCCGACCAAUGAUGAGUUUCCCACCGACGAAAACACAGCGAAUGGGGCUACCUCCACCAAGGAUGAACAAACCGCUCCAACAUUGAAGCCAGACGGAAAGAACAAGAUUUCGAAGUCACGACUAGCCUUUCUAGACGCCCACCCUUUCGUCAGAUCAAGUGUCACAGAGAAGAUCUAUGUACGCUUCGCACCCCGCGCCUGGACCGACGACACAGAUCAAGCCCUUCUCAUCCUCCUCUCGUACCUCCAGCGCCCUUCCAAUCCCACCAACCUCCCCCAAGACUUCGCCCACCGCCUGCAUAUUUGGACCUCCCACGGCCUACUCGCUUUAAACCGCCCUCCAUGCGGCAUCGGCGCCCUCGUCAGCUCCAUUGUUAAGACUCCUACCUAUCUGGAAGACCCAGCAUCAGCAGCAACAGCAACAUGGUUGAAGAGUGGGAGGAACGUCGCCCCCAACGGCAGCCUCAUGCGUACGCAUCCCAUCGGAAUUAUCGGAGUGGUCAUGAGUGAGUUCGAAACCUUCGACCUUGCCGCCACCGUAAGCAAAACAACGCACGCCGAUCCGCGCUGCACAGUCUCCGUUCUUGUCGUUGUGGCACUGAUCCGCGGUCUCCUCCGCGGCGAAGUUCGUUGCGAAGAGCACAUCGACGGCGCCAUAGCCAGCGCAUACGGCUACGUCCUCUCUUCUCCCGCUCUCAUCUCGCCCUCCCCUGAUGAGCCGCACAUCUUUGAGCAGGCGGGUGGAAUACCACUGCACCUCUCGCGCUCCGAGCUCUCGCGACACGUUGUCGCCGCAUCCUUCGAUGAACUCGACUUGGAUGACAGAAGAGAAAUGGGAUACGUGUACAAGUGUCUCGGCUCCGCUAUUCUGUGCUUGAGGAAAUGUAUGCGCGCAACGGGCGCGUCUCUUUCCCCCUCAAAGACGGCUUCUCCUAUCCCAUCGCAAGCCCUCUUCGAGGACAUCAUGACAGAGCUUAUUAUGCAAGGUGGCGACGCUAACACCAACGGUGCAGUGGCAGGUGCGCUUAUGGGUGCGUACCUGGGGCAUGCGUACCUGCCGGCUCAUUGGGCAACUGGACUUGCGCAUAGGGAGUGGCUGGAUGAGAAGAUACUAAGGUUGUGUAAGGUAAUAGGUGUGCUUGAGGGGGAGGUGCGAGAGGAGGCGGAUGAGCAGCCUGAUUGUGGAAAGGGGUUGAUGAGUACGGCGGAGUUGGAAGCUCGAGAUCGCGCUAUGUUGCUUGGGAUUAUGGAGCGGAAGAGGAUUAGACAAGAGCAAGAGAGAAAAAAGGAUGGGCAGAGCAAGGGUUUCGCAGCUUGGUUUGGCAGUUAA
Didymosphaeria variabile is the source of this 1356-nucleotide messenger RNA. RefSeq lists its product as uncharacterized. The coding region runs from base 1 to 1356 and encodes 451 amino acids. NCBI's taxonomy places the organism in Eukaryota, Fungi, Ascomycota, Dothideomycetes, Pleosporales, Didymosphaeriaceae. The transcript has 2 exons. The record is from RefSeq and is a predicted model, not a curated record.